Molecule: messenger RNA, 1128 nt
Organism: Telopea speciosissima
Lineage: Eukaryota; Viridiplantae; Streptophyta; Magnoliopsida; Proteales; Proteaceae
Exons: 1
Coding region: 1-1128 (375 amino acids)
Source: RefSeq, a predicted model, not a curated record
AUGGUCAAGCUGACGCAUGAGCGCAACAAGAACAAAUACUGUCACUUUCAUCAAGACCAUGGUCACGAUACCGAGGAGUACAGACAGUUGAAGGAUGAGAUAGAGGCUCUCAUCCAGAGAGGGCACCUAGGCCGAUUCGUCAAGAAACAAGGGAACAAUCGCAGGCCAGAUUACUGUGCUCGGGAGCUAGAGGGAAGACAGAGAUUACCCCCCAGAGCUGAUAAAGAGGAACCACACCGAGGUAAGCCCCAUACUGAGAACAUGCCCCUGAGGGAGAUAACAACCAUAUUUGGUGGGCCUGGUAUGGGAGGAGAAACCUCAAACUCCCGAAAGCAGCAUGCUCAGAAUGUACUUCAGACCGAGGCAACAGUUAAAAAGAGGAGAACUGAUUAUCACAUAACCUUCACUAAUGAAGACCUGAUAGAUAUACAAUCUCCCCAUGAUGAUGCCCUGGUGAUCAAGAUGGUCAUCGCUAAUUGCACGGUAGGGAGGAUCCUGGUGGACAAUGGGAGUUCAACUGACAUCCUAUACUAUGAUGCAUUUGAAAAGAUGCUCCUGAAACCUGAGAUGUUGAAAAGAGUGGAGUCUCCCCUAUAUGGUUUCAAUGGGGCCCCGAUACAGGUGGAAGGAUCAAUUGAGCUACUGGUUACCAUGGGGAUAGAACCCAAACUCUCUACGGUGAUGAUGAACUUCCUAGUGGUAAAGGUGAAUUCCACGCACAAUGGAAUAUUGGGGCAACCAGGACUCAAUGCGCUGCAGGCGGUGGUCUCAACCCCACACCUAGUUAUGAAAUUCCCCACUGAUCACAGGGUAGGGGAAUGUCGAGGAAGCCAGGUGGAGGCCCGACGCUGCUAUGAAGGAUACUUAAGGACCAAAGGAAAGGAGCCCCAAAUGCAUUUGAUCCACUUGGAUGAUAGCAGAGAUAUCGAUGAGCAAGAGAGAAGUGAGCUAGCCGAGGAGUUGGUCCCUAUGGAAAUAGUGGAAGGGGAUGCCACGCGCAUCGUCCAGAUAGGCUCAGGCCUGAACGGUGAAAGGAAAUCCGCCCCCAUAAACUUCUUGAGAACAUAUACAAAUAUGUUUGCCUGGUCCACUGCUGACAUGCCCGGGAUAGAUAGGAAGAUAGCUUAA